AUGACACGAAACAUUUGCUGCGCCUACCUCCGCGCCGCCUUGAGCCAGGAGAUUGCCUUCUUCGACCAGGGAGCCAGCGGCUCCAUAGCCAUGCAGGCAACGACGAACGGCAAGCUCAUCCAGUCUGGCACCGCCGAGAAGCUCGGUCUCUUCGUCCAGGCCAUGUCGACGUUCAUCGCCGCCUUUGUCGUGGCGUUUAUCGCCGACUGGAAACUCACUCUGAUCAUCUCCUGCAUCAUCCCGGCCCUCCUCCUGAUCAGCGGCCUGGUUGCAUGGCUGGACGUUAUCGUGGAGACGGGAAUGCUUCAGGUGUACCGCCAGGCCGGUAGCUACAGCGAGAGCAUUCUCGGCGGCAUCCGUGCCGUCCAUGCGUUUGGCUUGCGAAACCGCCUCAACGUUCUCUACGGCAUCCUCUUUGGUGGCGAAUACUCCGUGCUGUACUGCGGCAUGGGUCUGGCCUUCUGGCAGGGCAUCAACAUGGUCGACAGGGGCGCGAUUGACAACAUUGGCGUCGUCUUCACGGUUGUCUUCUCCAUCGUCAUUGCGGCCAUGAUGAUCACGUCGAUUGCCCCCCACAUGCUGGCCUUUGGCCGCGCGGCGACGGCCGCCGCCGAGCUCUUCGCGCUCAUCGACCGUGAGUCUGCGAUUGAUCCGUUUGGCGAACAUGGCGAGAAGCCUCGCCACGUCGCGGGGAACAUUGAGAUCCAGAAUGUCACUUUUGCCUAUCCCAACAGACCCGAGGCGACGGUUCUGCAGGACUUCACCCUCCGCGUUCCGGCUGGCAAAGUCACUGCUCUGGUGGGACCCAGCGGAUCUGGCAAAAGCACCAUCAUCGGCCUCCUGGAACGCUGGUAUGACCCACGUCAGGGAAGAAUCACGCUUGACGGCAUCGGCCUCGGCGACCUCAACCUGAGGUGGCUGAGGACAAAUGUCCGUCUUGUACAACAGGAACCGGUUCUCUUCAAUGGCACCGUCUUUGACAACAUAGUCAAGGGUCUCAUCGGAACAGCGUGGGAAGAUGCCUCUACCGAAGAGAAGAAACGACGAGUACAGAACGCCGCCGAGCUGGCUUUCGCACACGACUUUAUCACCGACCUAGCCCAGGGAUAUGACACCCCCAUCGGACAAAGAGGUAGUCUGCUCUCGGGCGGUCAGAAGCAGAGGAUCGCCAUCGCGCGGAGCAUCAUCUCGGAACCAAAGAUCCUGCUUCUCGACGAAGCCACGAGCGCGCUCGACCCGCAGGCCGAAGGCAUCGUCCAGAAAGCCCUCGACAACGCCUCGAGGAACCGCACCACUAUUACGAUCGCGCACAAGCUCGCCACGAUCCGCGGCGCCGACAACAUUGUCGUCAUGUCCCACGGCCGCAUCGCCGAGCAGGGCACCCACGAGCAGCUCUGCAGCCACGGCGGUCUCUACGCAAAGUUGGUCCGCGCCCAGGACCUGGCGCCGUCCAGCGAUGCCGCGUCGAGCAAGACGGCGGUCGAAGAUGACAGUGCCGAGUCGGACCUGGAGCCGAGGUUGGCCCUCACCAAGACGCACACACGAGAGACGUCAGAGCUCGCGGCUCUGCAGGCGCGCGAAGAUUUCGAGUCAUACAAGCCCCUCGGUUUCUUCCGAACCAUCGCCAAGCUGGUGAAACUCACCCCCGAGCUGCGCGCAUGGUACAUCUUGACUCUUGUGACCUGCGUGGCAGGAGCCGCCAUCUUCCCCGGCCAAGCCAUCUUGCUGGCGCAGGUUCUCGACACGGCCUCGUCGCCCAACAUGGUCUCGCGGGGUAAUCUUUUCGCCCUCAUGUUCUUCGUCAUGGGUCUCGGCUGCUUCGUGGCCUAUUUCGUCAUGGGCUGGGCGUGCAACAUGAUCGGCCAAGUCCUCACCCGGCGGACGCGCCACGAGCUCUUUGACUGCAUCCUCAAGCAGGACCUCCGCUUCUUCGACCGCCCGGAGAACACGGUCGGGUCCCUGAUGAGCAAGCUCGACUCGUACCCGCAGUCGAUAUUCGAGCUGAUGGGCAUGAAUGUUGGUCUCAUCACCAUUGCCGGCAUCAACGUCCUCAUCAGUGCCAUCCUCGCCCUGGCCAUCUCGUGGCGCGUCGCCGUCAUUGGCGUCUUUGUCGGGCUCCCACCGAUGCUCGUCGCGGGAUAUGCUCGGGUUCGCCUCGAGGCCAAGAUCGACGCAGACAUGGGCAAGCGGUACGCUGCCAGCUCCUCUGUGGCGUCGGAGACGACGACAGCCAUCCGGACGGUCUCGUCGCUCGCCAUCGAGCAGACCGUCCUCGCGCAUUAUGCCGAGCAGCUUGAUGCGGCCAUCCAUGAUGCGCUGCCGGGGCUGUUCAACAUGAUGAUUUGGUUUGCGCUAACACAGUCGAUCGAGUAUUUCAUCCUGAGUCUGGGCUUCUGGUGGGGAUCGAAACUCAUCUUCGAGGAAAAGGUCACCUUUUACCAGUUCAUCGCCUCGUUCAUGGCUGUGUACUUUUCAGGACAAGGCGCCGGACAAAUGUUCAGCUUCUCGAGCAGCACGAUCCGCGACAACAUAGCCCACGGUCUCCCGGAGUCGUCUGCAUCGCCAGGUUCCGCGCCAGCAACAACAGACGCCCAGAUCGAACAGGCCUGCCGCGCCGCCAACGCCUGGACCUUCAUCGCCUCGCUGCCCGAAGGCCUCGACACGCCCUGCGGCCAGGGCGGCGGCCAGCAGCUGUCGGGCGGCCAGCGGCAGCGCGUUGCCAUCGCGCGGGCCCUCGUGCGCGACCCCGCGGUCCUGCUGCUCGACGAGGCCACGAGCGCGCUCGACACCGAGUCGGAGCGCGUCGUGCAGGGCGGCCCUCGCGCAGGCGUCGGCGCCGCGCGCAGACGGGCCGCGGCCGUGUCACCCGUCGCCGUCGCCCACCGGCUGUCGACCAUCCGUGCCGCCGACCGCAUCUUUUGUCUUUUUUUGGUGGCGCCGUUGUCGAGGUCGCCACGCACGAGGGAGCUUGUGCACCGUGGGGGCAUGUAUGCCAAAAUGGGCGAGGCGCAGAAACCUGGGCGUUUAGCUUGGUGGUUCUAA
This is a messenger RNA of Verticillium alfalfae VaMs.102, 3042 nucleotides long. Its product is annotated as multidrug resistance protein. The transcript is spliced from 8 exons. Gene Ontology annotation, cellular component: membrane. Gene Ontology annotation, molecular function: ATP hydrolysis activity; ABC-type transporter activity; ATP binding. NCBI's taxonomy places the organism in Eukaryota, Fungi, Ascomycota, Sordariomycetes, Glomerellales, Plectosphaerellaceae. The coding region runs from base 1 to 3042 and encodes 1013 amino acids. Gene Ontology annotation, biological process: transmembrane transport. The record is from RefSeq and is a predicted model, not a curated record.